GCACCUAAAAGCGUGUCUGGGCAAUGGAGAUUCACCACCUAAAACUGGACCAUUCCCUUCUCUUUCUUUCGUUUUCAGCGCCACACUUCAUUGAAACUUCUUCAUCUUCAUCAUCAUCAUCAUCAUCAUCAUCAUCUUCUUCUUUGUCGAUUAUCACUCUGUUUUCGUCAUACCCGUUUUCAGAACACCAACCAGAGACAUGGGUCUGACACACAGAACUAUACUUUUUCGUCUUCUAUUCCCAUUCUUCUUCAUUCUCUGUCUCCUUACUCUGUUCUCACAUGCAGCGAGUUCCAUCACCCCACGCAAAUUGAUCAGAGACGGACCAGGCGGUGACACUUUACUCUCAGAUGAACUCAAUUUCGAACUAGGAUUCUUCAGUUUUGAUAAAAACAGCUCAUUGAGAUACGUUGGAAUUUGGUACUACAGGAUUCCCAGAGCAGAAUACAUAUGGGUUGCCAACAGAGACAAACCCAUCAAAGGCAGAGUAGGGGUUAUAACAAUUGGAAGCGAUGGAAAUUUGGUCAUCUUCGACGGAGAUAAGAAUCCAGUAUGGUCGAGCAACGUAUCGAACUCCAAGAAUAACACAGAAGCUGUUCUUCGAGAUGAUGGAAACCUUGUUCUUUCCGUCACGGAUGAUGAAAACGAAAUAUGGAGAAGCUUUGAUCAUCCAACCGACACGUUUCUUCCUGGUAUGACCAUACCGGUGGAUCCUUCGAAGGGUGAGAUUCGAUCUUUCGUGUCAUGGAAAUCUCGCACAGAUCCUGCUCGAGGACAUUUCUCAAUGGGAAUUGACCCACGAGCAUCAACCCAGAUAGUGAUUUGGGAAGGAGAAAAAAGGAGGUGGAGAAGUGGGUACUGGGAUGGCAGAAUAUUCACAGGAGUUUCAAACAUGACAGGAAGUUAUCUCUAUGGAUUCAGACUUAACACUGAUGGAAAUGGAGAAAGGCAUUUAGCUUAUACCCCAAUGAACAUCACUGACAAGGUGAGGUUUCAGAUAGGUUGGGAUGGAUUUGAGAGGCAAUUCAAAUGGAACGAGGGUGAGAAACAGUGGGUCAGAACACAGGAAGAGCCAUAUAACAAAUGUGAGAUUUAUAACAAGUGUGGGAGUUUUGCAGAAUGCAGUUUGGUUUCUCCAAUGAAAUGUGUUUGCAUAAGAGGGUUCGAACCAAAGGAAGUGGAUGAGUGGAAUAGAGGGAAUUGGUCUGGUGGGUGUAAGAGGAUGACACCAUUGAAGGCUGAGAGGAAAAAUAACAGUAAUAAUGCUAGUUCUGUUGCUGCAACAGAAGUGGAUGUUGAAGAAGAUGGUUUCUUGCAGCUGCAAUGCAGGAAGUUGCCUGAUUUUGCCAUCUUGGUGGGUUCUCAGGACAAGAAAGAUUGUGAAAGUUAUUGCUUGCAGGAUACGAAUUGUACUGCAUAUACUUCUGUUAAUGGAAUUGGAUGCCUGAUUUGGCAUGGCGAGUUACAUGAUAUUAAGCACUUUGUGGAUGGAGGAGGAAAUACACUCUAUAUUCGCCUUGCUCAUUCUGAUUUAGGUGAUGGCAAGAAGAAAAUCAAGAUUGUGAUCAUAUUUGCUAUCGUGUUGGGGUCAAUCUGCGUCGGGAUCUCUCUUUGGCUAGUGUGGAGGUUCAAGAGAAGAAAAGUUUCUGCAGUUUCAUGCUGUAAAACAAGCGAUAUUCCAGUUUUUGAUACUACAAGAAGCAAGAGCAGACAAGUUUCAGCAGAACUUUCAGGAUCAGCUGAACUGAGUUUGGAAGGUCAUGAACUAAGUGGACCAGAACUUCCAUUAUUCAAUUUUGAUUGUAUUGCAAUAGCGACAGACAAUUUCUCAGACGAAAAUAAGCUUGGGCAAGGAGGAUUUGGUCCUGUCUACAAGGGAAAGCUUCGUGGGGGCGAGCAAAUAGCUGUCAAGAGGCUUUCAAGAAGAUCUGGGCAAGGCCUAGAGGAGUUUAAGAAUGAGAUGAUGUUGAUCGCCAAAUUACAACAUAGAAACCUUGUUAGGCUUUUAGGAUGUUCCAUUCAAGGGGAAGAGAAGUUGUUGGUAUAUGAAUUUAUGCCAAACAAAAGCUUGGAUCACUUUUUAUUUGAUCCUAUCAAACAGCAACAACUAAACUGGACUAAGCGCUUUGAAAUCAUCGAAGGGAUUGCAAGAGGGUUGCUUUAUUUGCAUCGGGAUUCAAGACUCCGAAUAAUUCAUCGAGAUUUGAAAGCAAGUAACAUUCUUUUGGAUGAAGAUAUGAAUCCAAAAAUUUCAGAUUUUGGACUGGCUAGAAUAUUUGGAGGAGGUCAAAGUGAGGCAAAUACUACUAGAGUAGUUGGCACAUAUGGCUAUAUGUCCCCUGAGUAUGCAAUGGAAGGUCUAUUCUCAGUUAAAUCAGAUGUCUAUAGUUUUGGUGUAUUAUUACUUGAGAUUGUAAGCGGUCGCAAAAACACCAGCUUUCGUCAUUCCGAUGACUCAAGUCUCAUAGGAUACGCUUGGCAUCUUUGGAAUGAUCACAGAGCAAUGGAGCUUGUUGAUCCUUCGAUUCUCGAUUCGAGUCAGAAGACCAAGGUUUUGAGAUGCAUACACAUAGGGAUGCUGUGUGUGCAGGAUUCAGCAGCUCAUAGACCAACAAUGUCUUCUGUGGUGUUGAUGCUAGAAAGUGAAGCAGCCAAUCUUCCUUUGCCAAGACAGCCUUUGCUUACUUCCAUGAGAAGACGAUCAGAAGACAGAGAUUUUUACAUGGAAGGUCUUGAUGUUUCCUUGAAUGAACUUACAGUUACAAUGGUGGUAGGAAGAUAGAACUAUCUGCAUUUAACUUUCCUUUUGUAUCAGCUUUGUUUGCUUUUCACUUUCUCUCCAUGAACAAAAGCAGGUACAUAUAUAUACACACACACUAUAUUUCUUUUCCUUUCAUACUCUCCUUGUAACUGACUUCAAUGUAUAUAUUUAUCCAUUUUUGAGACUAUAUAUCAGAAUUUUGUGAGA
Neltuma alba is the source of this 2968-nucleotide messenger RNA. RefSeq names its product G-type lectin S-receptor-like serine/threonine-protein kinase B120. Gene Ontology annotation, cellular component: plasma membrane. Gene Ontology annotation, molecular function: ATP binding; protein serine/threonine kinase activity. NCBI's taxonomy places the organism in Eukaryota, Viridiplantae, Streptophyta, Magnoliopsida, Fabales, Fabaceae. Gene Ontology annotation, biological process: protein phosphorylation; recognition of pollen. The record is from RefSeq and is a predicted model, not a curated record. The coding region runs from base 200 to 2782 and encodes 860 amino acids. The transcript has 7 exons.